AUAAUAGUGAGAAACUACGCUUCUACUAUCAGACCUCCUCAGAACACCCCCAGAUUACGUUAUCUCUUCUACAUGUUCUGUUUCUCGUCAGUGCUCUUGUACUUUGUUGGUAAGAAGGUUGACAAGAAGAAGCAGCCCAAGACUUCGUUCAACAGUGAGCGUGAAUUUCAGGAAUACGAAGAAGCCACUGGGCUCAAGAGAAGAUACAAGUUGAUCAACCACGACAAAAACAAGAACUAUAAGUUUUAUGCUAUCCCCUACGCUUUUCUGGACAAAACUGUAGAUGAAAUCGCUGACAAGAUCAAAAAGCACGACAACGGAAAACAUGUAAAGAUCAUCGAUCCUGCGGUCUUGAUCGAGCAGGAGAAGGAAGACGAAUCCAAAAAAUACUGCUACCUCUUGCAAGACUUGGAACUUUCAAGAAGUCCAUAUCCAAAAGGAUUGAUCACUGCUUUGGUCAAGGAAGAAAUCCAGUUCUAUAUGAAUACGAGAAAUGGCACGUUUGACACAAAUUUUGUGCUCAAGAAUUUUCCCCAAUCUACGGACGAAGCCAUCAAGUUUGAAAACGACGUUUCAGAUAUCCAAAAAUGUAUCAUCUUGCAAAACGACUUCAACUCAGAACUCGACUCUGACAAGAGUGCAACUACUGCUAGAUCGAUCAGAAACGUCAAGGGAUACUUUGAGACUGUAGGAAGAACAAAGGAAAUUGUCCAGAAGGGUGGUGCUGUGGACAAACAGAUCAAGGAAAUCAUCUCGGAAGACUUCUGA
Molecule: messenger RNA, 768 nt
Organism: Scheffersomyces stipitis CBS 6054
Lineage: Eukaryota; Fungi; Ascomycota; Pichiomycetes; Serinales; Debaryomycetaceae
Exons: 1
Source: RefSeq, a predicted model, not a curated record